Rosa rugosa (rugosa rose) is the source of this 729-nucleotide messenger RNA. RefSeq lists its product as uncharacterized. The transcript is spliced from 5 exons. Lineage: Eukaryota; Viridiplantae; Streptophyta; Magnoliopsida; Rosales; Rosaceae. The record is from RefSeq and is a predicted model, not a curated record. Bases 1 to 729 code for a protein of 242 amino acids.
AUGAUCAAGCUUUGGCGAGAUAAUAGAUCCAAUGUGAUGAAAGAAGUGGAGAAGCAAGCCGAACUUGUAGGCCUACAACGUGCUGCUACCCUUCUCAAACCUGAUAAUGUAGAAUCUAUGAAUCAGUGGCUAGAUCUUAUCAAAAACAGAACUAGUCCAUCAUUUAAGGAAAUGUCUAAAAAAUUCAAAGCAAUGCGCGCAGAAAGAACCUUACUCCACAGAACUAGUAGAAAAAGCUUUGCUCGUGUUGAAGAAGAAUUAAGGGAACAAAGUGAAAUCCCAGAGGCAAUAACAAGGUCUGAUGUUUGGAUUCAUGCUUACGAAGCAAAGAAGAAGAAGGAUUCAGAUGUAGUGGAGGAUCCAGAAAUAGUGAAACAAGUGAAAAUGUACAGGGCUGAGCAAGAACCUUCAGAGAAAUGUUCUUUGAAAGAUGAUGCUGUUGCAAAAGUACUCGGUCCUGAUCCACGAGGACGAGUAAGAGGUUUGGGAUUUGGAGCAGUCCCUUCAAAGGCAGAUUAUCAAACCAGUGUUGGAAACAAAGUUGCUAAGUUAGAGAAUGCUUUAUUUGCUCAAUCACAAGAUAUGCUUGCUCAAUCAGAAGAGAUCGAACGAUUGAAAGAGGUGGUUGGAACUAUUUUGGCACGGACAGAGAAAGAGGGGAAUAACCAUGGACUUCCAGUUUUUGAGGGACUUCCACUUUUUGAGGUUUCUAUUAACAUGCCCUACUGA